Prorocentrum cordatum is the source of this 408-nucleotide messenger RNA. Lineage: Eukaryota; Dinophyceae; Prorocentrales; Prorocentraceae. The record is from the annotation of a GenBank genome assembly.
AUGGGAGAGGGCGGCGAGCCCAGAGAUCUGCAGGCGCCCGGGGGGGAGCCACGGGCCGCCCCCCCCGCGCCGCAUCGGCUGGCGCGAGGCCCCAUGGUGCAGCGGUUUUUGUCGGUCGCUGGUGCCGCGAUCCCCGGCCUGCACGAUCUUCCGGGCUCCUCCUCCUCCUCCUCCUCCUCCUUCUCCUCCUCCUCCUCCUCCUCCUACUCCUCCUCUUCCUCCUCCUACUCCUCCUCCUCCCCCAGGGCGGCGCAGGAGGUGCCGCCCCCUUCGCGCUCAAGGGGGCAGAGGCGUAUGGCCCCCUCUUGCGGCGCAUCUGGGAGUCUGCAGAGGAGGAGGCAGAGGACGGUGAUGCCCACGUCGUUGUUUGUCUCUCUUUUUUUCCUGAGCCCUCAUGCUCGGAUUUGA